GUUUAAUUCAAUGCAUUGAAUGACAAAUCAAUUUUUAUUUAAUACAAUAAUUAUUAUACAGUUUUUAUUAAAGUAAACAAUAAAAACAAUUAAUUAAUUUAAUUAUUAAUUAAAUUAAUUAAUACAAUCACUACAUAACCACUGACCGCUACCUACCGUUUCCGGCGCCGCAAAUCAUCGCCUAAUUUAUCGCUAAAACCAAUCGGUCGACCCGUUAUAACCUAUGUCUCGUUCAUUUCUAUUCGGUGGCCAAACAUCGGCUCAAACCCGUAGCCAGUAUUUGGUUGAAUUCAAGGCCGGAAAGAUGACCCAAAACGGCACUACCGUUAGUCCCGUCAAAGGCCGCAAAGGACUCGUCUAUCUUCACCAAAGUCCCGACGAUUCGCUAAUGCAUUUCUGUUGGAAGGAUCGGCAAAGCGGUCAUAUAGAGGAUGAUCUGAUCAUCUUUCCCGACGAAGCCGAGUUCAAGCGUGUGUCCCAAUGUACUACUGGUCGGGUGUUUGUCCUCAAGUUUAAGCCGAGUGCCAGACGUUUCUUCUACUGGAGUCAGGAACCGAAGGACGACAAAGACGACGAAUUGGUUACCAAAAUCAACGAUUACAUCAAUAAUCCGCCGCCGAUAGGAUCGACUCGUUCGGGCGGAACAGCCGGCGGUGCCGGUUCGGGUGUACUGUCGCCGGCCAGUGCACUGGCCGACUUGUCGUCGAUUCCCGAAAGCGAAAUCCAGGGCCUGUUGAAUAAUAUAUCGCCGCAACAGUUUAUGUCGGUGUUGGGCGGUGUAGGCGGUCUCGGCAGCAGUGGUUUGGCUGCACUGUUGUCCAACACGCGUAACGCCAGUAGUGGUAGUAGUGCGUCGGCAUCGCAGGUGUCGACUCCGGCAGCGCCGCAAACACCGGCCACCACACCGGCCGUUGUCAGCGCAGCCACUAGCGAGUCGUCGUUGACCACUACAGGCGGCGGCGGCACAUCACCGGCUAGCGGUGCGACGGCCACUGGCGGCGGCGCUAGUGCUGGUGGGUUAGCCAGUGCUCUGUCCGUACCCGGCAUUCAAUUGGCUGAUCUCCAGAGUAUCAUCAGUGGACUGAAUAUACCGAACAGUGCUAAAGAUAACGACUCAUUGAAUGUUGACUUAUCGUCGAGUCUAACACUGGAAGCCCUGCAACCGUUGGUUAGUAACGAAGAUUUUAUGCGUCGAGUGAGGGAAUCGUUGCCUCCCAGUGCCGAUGGAGGCGAUACCAUCACUAGUAGUACUACUACCAGCAGCACCAGUAGUACAUCAGCGGUAUUUGCGUCUACCGUACAGUCGCCACAGUUUCAACAGGCGCUCAGUACGUUCUCCGGUGCCCUACAAUCGGGACAGUUGGGUCCGCUUAUACACCAGUUUGGACUGAGCCAGGAGUGCGUCGAUGCGGCCAAUGCUGGCGAUUUGGAAAAGUUUGUUAAAGCGCUUCAAAAACAACAAUUAAAAGAUGGAUCUACUGGUGGACCAAAAGACGAUGAGAUGGCACUCGACUAAUAACACAACAACAACAACAACACCCGUACCGUACGGUCUAUUAACUUCAGAUAACAACAAGUUUUGGCAAUUUUUUAUAUAUA
Messenger RNA from Oppia nitens, 1599 nucleotides. Its product is annotated as proteasomal ubiquitin receptor ADRM1-like. The record is from RefSeq and is a predicted model, not a curated record. The transcript is spliced from 5 exons. NCBI's taxonomy places the organism in Eukaryota, Metazoa, Arthropoda, Arachnida, Sarcoptiformes, Oppiidae. Bases 224 to 1516 code for a protein of 430 amino acids. Gene Ontology annotation, biological process: ubiquitin-dependent protein catabolic process. Gene Ontology annotation, molecular function: ubiquitin binding; endopeptidase activator activity; proteasome binding. Gene Ontology annotation, cellular component: cytoplasm; nucleus; proteasome regulatory particle, lid subcomplex.